AUGCCGCCCGCCGAAGUUCACCGUCAAGCGAAGGAGAACACCGACCAGAUCUUCAGUCACUGCAGCUUGCUCAAGGCCAUUGUUGAUCGUCAUGAGGCCAAGAUUCAGACGCGCUGGGAAAAGAAGACCAGGACCCAGCGAUUGAAAAUACUACUAACAGCUUGGCCUGAUAUGCCGACUACUCAUCGUCCCGAGUUCGCAGCCUUUCGCAAGCACCCGAACCGGCUUCACGAGGCCGCAGCUGAUAGUCGUGGCUCCUUCACAUGGCCCUACAUCAACCAAGAAGACCUGGCCAAGCCAAGGUCCUUGCCGUUGCUGCUCAAUGCGAGAGCGAGAAACCAUCCGAGCGUCUUUGCUGCUGCGGAUGGCGAUGCCAUGCAUUUGGGUAGAGUUUCCAUGGUCCUUGUUCCCAUAUUUCUCAAUACCUACGUCAUGACAUUGAACGGCAUGACGAAGCAGGCUGAUUAUGGCCGACUGAUGAGCUGGGACGACCAUGAAGAUGCCUUUGAUUGGAUGCACACGCGUAAGCAGUUCCUUCCCGGGGAAGGACUUGCUAUUCUGGAAGCUCAGAGUCGGCUCCUGGAGUUUCUUGUUUGCUGCUGCCAGCAGAUACUCCAUGAGAUUCCACCCGAGAACCUGACUAGCGACAUCUAUCCCAUUGAAGAGGAACCGUCACUCAAAAGCAACCAUGAUCCCACUGGCCUCACAUCAUUGGCCACUUUGGCAGACGAAGCACCCUACAGAGUCCCCGCUACGCUUGAUCUGCAGAAUAUCGAGUCGCUGCUUGCCGCGAGGGCUUCACGCGCCGAAGAACACGUGUGGGCAUUACGUGAAGAUCCAAGCUACUUUGCAGACCAGCUCCUAGAAGCCAGGGAGCAUCGGCUGGAAAUGCUCAAGGAUGUUAAUGGCAACGCUCAUCCUACCUUGAGAUUUCCUCGUGAGAAGUAUUUGUGGGCUAGGGUUAUUGACAACGUAGUUCUCGAGGCAACUCUUCAGCUGGACAUGUUCUCGCAGCUCCACGACCAAGCCUGCAAGUUGAAGGUCCUGCAAACAAAGCACGCAGCGGAAAUAUCACCUUUAAAAGAUCUUCCCGAGGAGUAUCUGGUAGCUCUGCUCAAGUUUCACCACUACCUCGAACAGUUGGCCAAGGGCCUUCUUAACCAGCUCAAGACGGCCUUUCCUGCUUCGCUGCCAAUGAGGAAAUUUUUUGUUCGAGCUGUGCCUGAGUCGCCGAGCUCGUCCAAGAUUAGCGUCACGCAGAAGACUGAUAUCAAGAUGGAUAAGACAACGGAGCAAUUAAUGUGGUUACUACGGACUCUCUGGGAAGACGGUCGCAAUCUGUUUCUCUGCCGCGUGCCUGUGGUCGUCGACGAGCUUGACAGGCUGAUCCAGACAGACCAAAAGGUCCGGGAUCUCCUCUCUCCAUAUAUCGUCUUUCUAAUCGGCGAGCUCUCUAUUAUUGCCGAGUGCUUGAGGCAAAUCCAGAUCUACCAGCCCUGGGCCAACGGGUUCGAGAAUGCGCUAGUCGACAGAGAGGAUGGUAUCAAGACGGAAUUCGCGUCUCGAACCAAGGGCUUGAGUCGAAUCCUGGAAGCGCUCCGUGAGGACAAUGUCGUCAAGCUGGUUCCAUAUGGGGACCCUUCGGAUAAUAAGUUUGACUAUCCUGUGGGAAGGCGCCGAAAUAUGGCGAACGUCGAGAAACUCCGGGCGGCUGAGGCUAAUUUGGACAUCUUCUGGGUCAAGAUUGACGAGCUACUUUACUCCCAAGCUGGAAAUAUGGAUGGCACAGCUCUAAAACGACUACUUGCAAAGGGUUGGCCACUUGAACGGACGCCGCCGUGGGUCGAACCGGUGGCCAAAAAGGCUGGUGAGGGCAACAAGGUCUCCAAGCCCGAUAUUGACGCUCCCACGAAGCCAUUCUCCAGCUUGUUUAUUUCUUCCGAGGAACCGUCUGCAAAGAAGGAAGUGCUGGCCGGAACAACUGUGAAGUCCAAAGUCAAGUCUCGCGGGACCCCUACCACCUCAGCGGAGAACAAGGUGGACGUCACACCAGGCCCUGCUCAUACGCAAGCAAGCCCCCCACCACUACUUUUAGUAGACAACCGCGCUCUAAAAGUCUUCCGCAUCGUCAUUUUCGAUCCGGCCGCCAACACCACGCCGGGCGAAGUGGCCUGGAAUGACUUCCUCCACGCCAUGAGGUCCGUCGGAUUUGGGGCACAGAAAUUGUACGGAUCCGUAUGGCAUUUCCAACCAACCACGCUGGCCAUGGAGAGAAGCAUUCAAUUUCAUGAACCACAUCCCAGGGGCAAGAUUCCAUUCUUGAUCGCCCGGCGGCAUGGCCGCCGGCUGAGUAGAGCUUAUGGAUGGUCUGUGGCCAUGUUUGCGCUGAAGGAUAAGGGGGCCUAG
Molecule: messenger RNA, 2406 nt
Organism: Pochonia chlamydosporia 170
Lineage: Eukaryota; Fungi; Ascomycota; Sordariomycetes; Hypocreales; Clavicipitaceae
Product: C2H2 and C2HC zinc finger
Exons: 1
Coding region: 1-2406 (801 amino acids)
Source: RefSeq, a predicted model, not a curated record